This is a messenger RNA of Hippopotamus amphibius kiboko, 2583 nucleotides long. RefSeq names its product zinc finger protein 566 (gene ZNF566). Gene Ontology annotation, molecular function: DNA-binding transcription repressor activity, RNA polymerase II-specific. Gene Ontology annotation, biological process: negative regulation of transcription by RNA polymerase II. Bases 495 to 1754 code for a protein of 419 amino acids. Lineage: Eukaryota; Metazoa; Chordata; Mammalia; Artiodactyla; Hippopotamidae. The transcript is spliced from 5 exons. The record is from RefSeq and is a predicted model, not a curated record.
UUCUUCCAGAGCCUGUUCAACUCCAGGGGAUAGUAGCGCGGGUCCGGAAAGUCCAUUUUCAAACGCUUCUAAGUGGGCUUCUUUGGGAAUCACGGCCCGAAGCUGAGCCAGGCUCCGUGAGGCCUCCGGUGCGCGAUUUGUUGAAGGAAUGCAGUCCCUUCGGCGGGGCCGCAGUUGAGCUGUGAGAGGAAUUCGGGCGACCGGCGGCCAUCUUGCUCGCCACAGGGACGUCUCUGACUACACUUCCCAGAGGACUCUUCGGACUCUUCUCGCGUGAAUUCAGCCUCAAAGUCACGCGCUGGCGGGACCGUGUACCGGCGACUGUUGAAGUGCUGUGGAAGGUUCUGCUGCUGUGGAAGCUUGGAAGACCUGAGGUGGGUAACCAAAGGAGAGGGCGGGACCAGAGCCUCGGCUUUGUAUCACUGAGGAGCUCUGCCUUUUUCCAAAAGAGGAGCCCAGAGGAGGACUGGUCCUUUUCUGCAAAUAUCAAAGGCAUGGCUCAGGAGUCAGUGAUAUUCAGUGAUGUGUCCAUAGACUUCUCUCAGGAGGAGUGGGAAUACCUGAAUGAUGAUCAAAGAGAUUUAUACAGAGAUGUGAUGUUGGAGAAUUACAGCAACCUGGUCUCAAUGGCAGGACAUUCUAUUUCUAAACCAGAUGUGAUCUCCUUCUUGGAGCAAGGGAAGGAGCCCUGGUUGGUUGACAGAGAACUAACAAGAGACCAGUGGCCAGUCCUGGAGUCAAGAUGUGAGACCAAGAAAUUAUUUCUGAAGAAGGAAAUUUAUGAAAUAGAGUCAGACCAGUGGGAGAUAAUGGAAAGACUUACAAGACAUGACCUUCAGUGCUCUAGUUUCAGAGAUGAUUGGGAAUGUAAUGGCCAGUUUGAGAAACAACAUGGCUCUCAGGAGGGACAUUUCAGUCAACUGAUAUUCACCCGUGAAGGCAUGCCCACUUUUAGUCAACAUCCAUCCUUGACCUUACAGCAAAUCAUCAAUAAUAAAGAGAAAUACUGUGCAACUAAGGAAUAUAGGAAAACCUUUAGACAUGACUCACAGCUUACCACACAUCAGAUAAUUCAUACUGUUGAGAAACCCUAUGAAUGUAAGGAAUGUGGAAAGGCUUUUAGACAUCCCUCAAGACUCAGUCAUCAUCAGAAAAUUCAUACUGGCAAGAAACCUUUUGAAUGUAAGGAAUGUGGAAAAACCUUCAUUUGUGGCUCAGACCUUACCCGACAUCACAGAAUUCACACUGGUGAGAAACCUUAUGAAUGUAAGGAAUGUGGAAAGGCCUUUAGUAGUGGCUCCAACUUUACGCGGCAUCAGAGAAUUCAUACUGGUGAAAAGCCCUAUGAAUGUAAAGAAUGUGGGAAGGCCUUUAGUAGUGGCUCAAACUUUACUCAGCAUCAGAGAAUUCAUACAGGGGAGAAACCCUAUGAAUGUAAGGAAUGUGGCAAUGCCUUUAGUCAGAGUUCACAACUUAUUAAACAUCAGAGAAUCCACACAGGUGAGAAACCGUAUGAAUGUAAGGAAUGUGAAAAGGCUUUUCGUUCUGGUUCAGACCUUACUCGACAUCAGAGAAUUCAUACUGGUGAGAAGCCCUAUGAAUGUAAGAUAUGUGGAAAAGCCUAUUCUCAGAGUUCACAACUUAUUAGUCAUCAUAGAAUUCAUACUAGUGAGAAACCCUAUCAAUACAGGGAAUGUGGGAAGACCUUUAAUUAUGACUCACAACUGAUUCAACACCAAAAUUUGUACUGGUGAUAAAACAUAGAAUAUAUGAAAUGUGUGUGAAGGCUUUUCUUUACAGCUCAAAACUCUUUAACAUCAACUAUUCAUCAAAAGAAUUUAUCUUGAUAUUAAUCCCUCUAAAUAAAAUAAGGUGGAAACAUCUUAUUUGUUGACUACAGCUUGUUCAGCCCAAGAAAAAUCAUGUAGGAGAAACACCCCAUGAGUAGAAUACAUUUUGGAAGCCUUUUAAUAAAAGCUCCUUUUUCUCUUGCCAUCAGGUAAUUCAGUCUAGUAAAUAUUCAGAGUGACAACAGCACUUCUGGCACCUUUCUAACCUUAUCUUAAACAUCAGAGAAUACAUCCUGAAAUGUAAUCCUGUGAUUUUCAUUUUCUUUUCCUCCCAAUUAUUCUACAAUUGUAAUAUUCUUAAUCUUUUAAUCCAUUUAAAUUUAUAUGACUGUAAAGUCCAUCUGUGUAUGUCAUGAUUUGUAAAAUAUCUUUAUUUUUAAUAUACCCUUAAUACCCAAGAGAAAUGACCUCUUUAUAUUUGAAGAUGGCUUAUUCUUUUUGCUCUUUACAAAAUUUAGGCUUUCUUGUUGUAAGAACACUCAUGAAUGACUUACCGCUCAGUAAAUAGAGAUCCUUUACUAUCUUCAUGGUGUUUCCUUGUGUUGCUGUAAUAUCAUUUCAUCAAAUCCCUAUUGGUAGACAUUGUAGUUUCUUCCAGUGUUUUUGCCAUUAUACACAGUGCCCUGAUGGGCAUUCUCCCUAGGCAUAUCUUUGUGUCAUGUCUUUUAUUUUAAUUGCAGAAAUAAUGCAUCAAUAUAUUUUCCUUAUAAUAGAUUUAAACAUUACAAAUAAG